This is a messenger RNA of Aquila chrysaetos chrysaetos, 4907 nucleotides long. RefSeq names its product M-phase phosphoprotein 8 (gene MPHOSPH8). NCBI's taxonomy places the organism in Eukaryota, Metazoa, Chordata, Aves, Accipitriformes, Accipitridae. The transcript is spliced from 14 exons. The record is from RefSeq and is a predicted model, not a curated record. Gene Ontology annotation, cellular component: cytoplasm; nucleus. Gene Ontology annotation, molecular function: protein binding. Bases 50 to 2665 code for a protein of 871 amino acids.
UGGAUGUCGCAGCCGCAUUUCACCGUUGUCGUUUGAAAUUCGGCCCAAAAUGGCGGCGGCGGCGGCGGCCGGGAGCGGGGCUGAGGCGGCGGCGGCCAGGCUGGAGGGGGCGGAGGAAGAGGAGGAGACGGCGGCCGCGGCAGAGGACGAGGAGGACGGGGAAGAAGACGGCAGCGGCGCUGGCAAGGCGGCGUGCGCGGCGGCGGCAGCAGCAGCAGGCGGCGGCGAUGGCGAGAGCGAGGAGGAGGAGGAGGAGGACGUGUUCGAGGUGGAGAAGAUCCUUGACGUGAAGACCGAGGGGGGUAAAAUUCUCUACAAAGUACGGUGGAAAGGAUAUACCUCUGAUGAUGAUACCUGGGAACCAGAGGUUCAUUUGGAAGACUGCAAAGAAGUGCUGCUUGAAUUCAGAAAAAAAAUUGUGGACAAUAAGCCUAAACCUGUUAAAAAAGACAUACAGAAACUAUCUCUAAAUGAUGAUGUAUUUGAAGCAGAAUCUGACAGUGACUGGCAAAGUGAAACGAAAGAUGAUGUUUCACCAAAGAAGAAAAAGAAGAAGUCAAAAGAUGGAGAGGAUAGAAGUCCAGAUGAUCUGAAGAAGAAGAAGUCUAAGUCUGCAAAACUUAAAGAAAAACCCAGAACAGAAUGUGAAAAUUCCUCAGAUACUUUGGUUUUAGAUUCAAAACCAAAAAAAAGGACUUCAGAAACCAAGGAGGAUUCAAAGGACCCAAAGAAGCAAAGGAAAGAAGAUACUAAAGAAAUCAAGAAAAAGAAGGGAGAAGUUAAAGAUUUUAAAAUAAAAUCUAAAGAGGAUUCUAAAGAAAAUAAAAAAUCACGGAAGGAGAAGCAUGGAGAUGUUCAGUUUGACUCAGAAUCAAGUACUCUAGACGAUGUAUUUUCUCAAGGAACUGAUAAUGAAAAUUCAGACUUAAAUUCUGAAAACAAAGACGAGAAGCAAAAGGUAAUAAGUGGAGAAGAGAGAUUGGAACAAGAAAUUGCUGAAAAAGAUUCCAUUGCUGAUAGGCAUCUUGAUGGAUCAGCAAGUAAUGAAGAUGAUAGUAUUGAUGUUAAAGUUAAAAGAAAGAAGAAAAAAAUUCAGAAAGCUGAAGAUUGUAAAGAGGAAGGUAGAAAAGUGGAAACUCAAGACGCCUAUUUAGAGAAGAAAAGCAUGCACAAAAAGCAAAAAGGUCAAGAAAAAGUAAAAAUGGUACCAGGAGAGUUGGAGAAAGUGUCACCUGCUCCUUUACCAGUGCAGAAGGGUUUGAAAUUGAGUGCUGAUGAAAGAGGGCUCAAGUCCACUGAUUCAACUGGGGAGGAGAAAGAAGUAAAGAAAACUGAAACAAAAGAAAAAUCUCAAAAAAAAGAGUCUGAAAAAGAAGAAAAGAGCAGAAAAGAACAAAAGGGCCUAAAAAGCUUUAAGGACAUCAAAAGUGCAUUUGACUUGUUUAAUGUAGCUUCAGAAGAAAAAAGUGAAUAUUCUGAGAAUAACUGCAAAAGAGAAGAAUCUUCGCUAGAAUAUAAAUUCAUAGAAGAAUUAAAAUCAAAAGACAGCAAGGUGUACAAGGAAAGGAGGAACGUAAGAGAUGAAACAGACACAUGGACUUACAUUGCUGCAGAAGGGGAUCGAGAAGUAGUGGAUAUGUGUCAAAUGGAGAACUCUGAUGGCAAACAACAAGUCUUGAGUUUGGGUAUGGACAUGCAGUUAGAAUGGCUGACACUAGAAGACUUUCAGAAGCAUCUUGAUGGAGAGGAUGAGAAUCAUGUGUCAACAGAACCAAUAUCAAGUACUCUCCUGAGGGAUGCUGUUAAAAGUGGAGAUUAUAUGACAGUAAAGAUGGCACUUUCUUCAAACGAGGAAUAUAAUCUGGAUCAAGAGGACUCAAGUGGAAUGACCCUGGUAAUGCUUGCUGCUGCUGGUGGGCACGAUGACCUUCUCCGGGUCCUAAUCAGGAAAGGAGCUAAAGUUAAUGGUAGACAGAAAAAUGGAACAACUGCAUUGAUACACGCAGCUGAAAAGAAUUUUCUAACAACAGUAGCUAUUCUUCUGGAAGCUGGGGCAUAUGUGAACAUGCAGCAGAGCAGUGGUGAAACUGCUUUAAUGAAGGCUUGUAAAAGAGGGAAUUCUGAUAUAGUGCGGCUUAUGAUUGAAAGCGGAGCAGACUGUAAUAUUUUGUCAAAGCAUCAGAACAGUGCACUGCAUUUUGCUAAACAAUGUAAUAACGUACUGGUGUAUGAGCAGCUCAAGAGUCAUUUGGAAACGCUCUCAAGAGUAGCAGAAGAUACCAUCAGGGAUUAUUUUGAAGCUCGUCUUGCUUUACUGGAGCCAGUCUUUCCAAUUGCGUGUCAUCGUCUCUGUGAAGGGCCAGACUUUUCUACAGAUUUUAACUAUAAACCCCCACAAAAUGUUCCAGAAGGAUCUGGAAUUCUUCUCUUUGUUUUCCAUUCAAAUUUCUUUGGUAAAGAAGUCAUUGCUCGUCUCUGUGGACCAUGCAGUGUACAAGCUGUGGUUUUAAAUGACAAAUUCCAGCUCCCUGUAUUUUUGGACAGUCACUUUAUUUAUUCCUUCAGCCCUACUGCAGGCCUUAACAAGCUUUUUAUACGGUUGGCAGAAGCUCCUACUGCCAAGGUAAAGCUGCUAAUAGGAGCAUACAGAGUGCAGUUGCAGUGACCUCACAGCUGCGAGCAUGUUGAGUGGACUGACAGUUUUUUGGAUAUACUUCUGAUUCCUCUGUUUAGAGACUAAGCAGUUUGGACCUUUUUGGCACUCUUAAGACUUAAGUUCUCAUCUUGCUGCCACUCAUUAGCAGUCACAUAGGAAAGUGUGUGUUGGAGAGCAGUUGAAUACGCUGGGAGAGGUAUAUGGUGGGACAGGGUUGUCAGCUUUUUUUUUUUUUACUUUGUACAGAUGUAGAUGUAAGUAUUUGUGCCAAUACAUACAAUUCUUUUUUUCUUUAACUUGUGGAGUCCAGACUGCGUAUUUCAGCUUUUCCACAAUGUGGAAUGGUGCAUAUAAGAACUAUUUAAGGUAACUAUGUGAAAUGUCUUUUUUAAUAGAAAGAUCUUUUCCAUUUGUAAACUAAAAUUUUCUACUUACUCUAACUGUAACGUUUCUAUGUAAAAUGCAGAAUUGUCAUAUUCUUGGAGCUGUGGGCAGAAAUUACACUUCAAAGUCACUGCAUUAGAUUUAACUUUGAGUUGCUGAGGGCUGUGUUCUGGUUUGAAACUGUUCCUGCUACUGUCUCCUGAUGAGAAAGCAGUUAUGCUUAGAAUGAUUCCCUUUGAAGAAACACAGUUAGGUCUGCAGGUAUGAGCAAAGACAGACAGACAUCUGAAUAGGCUCAAUUCAUAGAGGAUCGCAGUCAGAUUCCUAGUUACAUCAGUGUUUUAAAACUACUUUUGUAUUAGAGAAGCUACUGAUAGUUUUACAGACAUCUUAACUUUUGAGUUCUUAGUCAAGUGACACAUGGGAAAACAAAUAGAAGCUGAAAAUAGCAAACCAGAAAACUUGUAACUACCUUAAAUGUGCAGGCAAUGCUUUUUGUAGACAAAAAGAUACAUAGAGGAUUUCAGAUGUUCUCAACCUGACAGAUGAGAGAACAUGUAUUGUCCUUUAAUUCAGAAAUUCAGUUCCUCAGUGCAAAGAGCUGCUAUUUUUUUUUCUUUAUUUAAAUGACCCAUUUUAUCAGAUGACAGCAGUUCUGUAACGGUCCUGUGCUAUAAAAUACAAAUGUAAUACUUCUGCAUGAAGUAUAGAAUAUUUUUCUUUGUGAAUUAACCAACAUCUUGAAAAGUGGAAGAAGAAUGGAAAAAAGAAAAAAAAAAUACCCAGAUUGUGCCUUUGCUGUUCUGGUUGCCAGGUGUAGUUUACAUGCCACUAUGUGCCUAUAUUAUUAGCAAAACUGUUGUGGAUAAAUGCUUGAUGUAUUUGAGUACUCACCAUCAAAAUGGUGCAGAUGUAUUAAGAAGUAUCCUGUUAAGAACUGUGACUUUUUAAUAUAAAGUUCAAUUAACCAGUUUUUAAUUUUGGGUUCUUUGAAAGUUUAAAACUUUCAUAUUUAAGAGAUGCCAAACGAGUAAGUAACAAAGCACACUAUUUCAAUUUUGUGGAAUGUCACAUUAAGCUAUAUAAAACUAGAACAGCAACACAACAUAAUAAUACUCAUUUCUGUUUUGAUUUUGAAUAGUUGCCUAUCUUUUUGCAAACAGUAUUGAUGGGAUGUUAAUAAGUCUGGGUUUUGAACAGACUUGGUACCUCCACCUCUCUGAAAUAUUAGAUACCUCAUUUUGGUAAGUGUGAACACCUGAAAUGCAUGAAAAGCACUGGCUGAGAAUCAGGUAUGUCACUACCAGCCCUUGGGACUUUGUGUAGCUGUAUUUCUUUUUAGUCACUGUGCAUAAUCCCAGAAGAUGCAUUAGGAAAGGGGACAUUCAUAAGUGUUUCCUUAUGUUAGAGUGACAGUUUUCAUGUAUGUAGCUACCCCUUCCUCAGUUACUCCUGCAUUGUACAUGUAACAGUAUAGUGCAUGUGUGAUAAGCUCUGUACAGCACGUCAGUGGUAAAUGUUCAAGCUGUUCAAGGUGAGGACAAAAGGGUUUUCAACAAAAGUCCAUAUAAUAGAGAUGCUAUUUAGAAACUGUUGUACAGUCUAACCUGAAAGUGUCUAGUAAUGCUCCAAGAGUUGACUUAGCAAGUAGUUUGUCAAAGGCUGUUGAUCUGGGGGUUUGUUUUGGUUUUUUUUUUUUUCUUCCUUGAGGCAUUUGGGAGAGAGGGAGGAGUUCUACAGGACACGGGAAUAAAAUCUGGUUCAUGAUGCUUUUGUGAAGGGAUGGGUUUUGCAGCCAUCUUUCUCUUUUAGUUGGCAAUAUAAAUUCAAAUCCCUACUGAAGAUGCAUAAAAGGCAUAUGAAAAGA